AUGCCCUACGUCGCUCCAGGUGCACCUCCUACCUCUAGUAUCCCAAAACCUGUCGUUGCUCUUGACGAAACCAGCACAGACGCUCCAUCAGCUUCUCCUCCAUCGUCAUCGACAGCAUCAGCAUCAGCACACGACCUUCCCACUCCCACUGCAGACGCGCCCGCAUCCUCAUCUACACCAUCAGCCAUGAUCCCCCCAUCUACCUCUGACGCCCUCGCGCACUCCCUCUCCACUCUCGACAUCGACCCCAACGAGCCCCCUACAUCCUCCGCCUCCACCCUCCCCUCUUCCUCCCCCGUCGAUCUGAACGCGCUCGAUGCGCUCGACGGCCUGACCGAGGCAGACGACUCUCGGCGCGGCUCGACGCAAACCACCUCCUCCCUUCCCGCCCUCGAAUCGGAUCCUAAUUCCGCCUCGUCGUCCUCGCUAGAAUCGCUGGUCGAUUCGGUGUCGGCGCAGGUAUCGAGUCCGGCUACUACUACGGGGCUGACGAGUCCGAUGGUCUCUGGAGUGGAGGGGGACAGGGAGGAUGGGAUUGCGAGGUAUAGGGAGGGAUUGUAUGCUUAUACGCGUGAACUAUACCUCGAGGCUAAACUUUCCGUAUCAAAGGAGGAAAAGCGCAAGAGCAACCCGGUCAACACCUUCGCACCCAAGCAAUCAGGCAUGGAACGUCUGGCCGCAAAGAAGGCUCUCGCCAAGCGUCUCAACGCCUAG
This is a messenger RNA of Dioszegia hungarica, 714 nucleotides long. RefSeq lists its product as uncharacterized. The record is from RefSeq and is a predicted model, not a curated record. The transcript is spliced from 3 exons. The coding region runs from base 1 to 714 and encodes 237 amino acids. NCBI's taxonomy places the organism in Eukaryota, Fungi, Basidiomycota, Tremellomycetes, Tremellales, Bulleribasidiaceae.